Lasiosphaeria miniovina is the source of this 270-nucleotide messenger RNA. RefSeq lists its product as uncharacterized. The record is from RefSeq and is a predicted model, not a curated record. Lineage: Eukaryota; Fungi; Ascomycota; Sordariomycetes; Sordariales; Lasiosphaeriaceae. The coding region runs from base 1 to 270 and encodes 89 amino acids. The transcript has 2 exons.
AUGGACACUAGCAUCGCCCUGCGCGACGGCAAGCAGAUGAAGGCCAUCGCGGUCCUGACCAUGAUCUUCCUGCCAGGGACAUUUGUCGCGACGUUGCUUGCCGUGCCCCAACUAUCGGGUCUCGGUACAACCGGGAACUUUCCAAGCUGGUCUUGGUAUCUGAUUCUGUUUCUCCCCCUGACGGCCCUGGUGCUUCUCGCCUACUUCCUGUGGGUCAACUCGAAGUAUUUCAGGCCCAAAGAGUUCAACGAUCCAGCACUCACCGUGUGA